Molecule: messenger RNA, 3303 nt
Organism: Corticium candelabrum
Lineage: Eukaryota; Metazoa; Porifera; Homoscleromorpha; Homosclerophorida; Plakinidae
Product: E3 ubiquitin-protein ligase MIB1-like
Exons: 22
Coding region: 24-3026 (1000 amino acids)
Biological process (GO): protein ubiquitination; Notch signaling pathway; endocytosis
Cellular component (GO): cytoplasm
Molecular function (GO): zinc ion binding; protein binding; ubiquitin-protein transferase activity
Source: RefSeq, a predicted model, not a curated record
AUAGGGGGUCGACGAUCGGCGACAUGGAGGGCAUCGGCUGUCGCGUCGUGCGAGGACCGGACUGGAAAUGGGGCAAACAGGACGGAGGCGAGGGCCAUGUCGGCACGGUGAGAAACUUCGAGAGCGCAGAAGAGGUCGUCGUGGUGUGGGACAACGGAACGGCUGCGAACUACCGUUGUUCGGGCUCUUUCGAUCUUAGAGUGCUAGACAGCGCUCCUUCAGGUGUGAAGCAUGAUAGUACGAUGUGUGAUGGCUGUCGUAUGCAGCCACUGUUUGGGAUACGGUGGAAAUGUGCUGACUGCGAGAACUACGACUUGUGUUCGAUGUGCUAUCAUGGCGACAAGCAUAGUCUCAAGCAUCAAUUCUACAGGAUCAACAGACCACGUUCAGACGCGUUGUUGAUGGAACCACGCCGGAAAACCAAGAAACUUACAUUCAAGGGUAUUUUUCCUGGAUCAAGAGUUGUUCGAGGUGUUGACUGGCAAUGGGAAGAUCAAGAUGGCGGUCAUGGUCGUAAAGGUCGAGUGACCGAAGUUCAAGACUGGACACAGUCAAGUCCUCGUAGUGCUGCUUAUGUGAUGUGGGAUGUUGGAACCAAGAAUCUUUAUCGAGUUGGAUUUGAGGGCAUGUGUGACAUGAAAGCUGUUGUAGAUGCUAAGGGUGGUGCAUAUUUUAAAGAUCAUUUGCCACUGUUGGGUGAGCAGGGUUCCCUGACUGGUGGCAGUCUUGCCAUUGGUGAUCAGGUGAGAGUUGAUUUGGACAUUGAGAUUGUGCAGUCAUUGCAGCAAGGACAUGGUGGUUGGACAGAAGGCAUGUUAGAGACUGUCGGUGUGGUGGGAACAGUUGUAGGCAUUGAUGAGGAUCAUGACACUGUGGUAGGAUAUCCUAAUGGCAACAGAUGGACAUUCAAUCCUGCAUGUUUGACGAAAGUUUCUUCCUCAUCAACUAGUUCAACUCCACAAGCAUCUCAACAUCAUUUGACUGCUCGAACCAGUAACACUUCUGGUCCACCAUUUCUCUUCAGUGCGGCUCGUGUAGGAGCAGCAAGACAACCUGAGGCACCACCGUCUAACUUUGUCAUUGGCGAUCUGGUUCAGGUAUGUGGUGAUAUGGAGAAGAUCAAGGCCUUGCAGAGAAAUCACGGAGAGUGGGCUGACUCUAUGUUGGCGACUCUUGGUAAAAUUGGUCGAGUGCAGCACGUCUAUGAUGAUGGAGAUUUGAAAGUCGAAGUAAUGGGCAUGUCUUGGACGUAUAAUCCACUGUCUGUCUCAAAAGUGGCCACAGAGAAUGGAACAUUGUCGACCCAGGCUGGAGCAGAACCACUAUCAAUUGUGCUCAAAAAGCUAUUUGAGACUCACAUACCUGGCAAUCCAGCUGAGGAGUUGGUAAAAGCUGCAGCCACAGGCGACUUACCAUCUGUUGAAGAUGCAUUGUCCCAGCCUGGAGUAAAGGUUGAUAGCGUUGUUGCGGAAGUGUGUGCUUUACACGCAGCUUGUCAAAAUGGUCAUAAAAAUGUAGUCGAAUUUCUUAUUGCUCAUAAAGCCAAUUUGGAAUUAGAGGAUAAGGAGAGUGAUCGACCUGUUCAUCAUGCUUGCUAUGGAGAUGAACCUGAGAUUGUUGAUAUUCUAGCUGCAGCUGGAGCUGAUCUGAAUGUUCGAAAUAAGAACCGAAAAUCUCCUCUUCACAUCGCUGUUUCUCUUGGACAUAUGAGUGUAGCACGAGUUUUAUUGAAACAUAAAUGUCAUUCUAGUAGACAAGAUGGAGUUGGUGAUACACCUCUGCAUGAAGCUAUCUCUAAACGAAGAGAUGAGGCUGUCUCUUUGCUCAUGGAUUAUAAAACUGACUUAGAACUAACAAAUCACAAUGGAUUCAACCCAAUACAUCAUGCUGCACUGCGUGGCAAUGCCUCUGCUCUUCGUAUUAUGUUGUCGAAAAUGCCUCGCCUUUGGCUUGUCAAUGAGAAGAAGGAUGAUGGAUUUACGUCACUUCAUCUGUCUGCCUUGAAUAACCACAUAGAAGUGGCUGAAGUAUUACUGGAAAUGGGAAAAGCAAACAAAGAUGUACAGAAUGCGGACAUGGAAACACCAUUGCAUUUGGCUGUUGAAAGACAGCAUCAACAGAUAGUUAAGCUGUUGGUGAGAUCUGGAGCAAAGGUGAAUAUUCCUGACAAAGAUGGUGAUACUUCACUGCAUGAAGCGUUGCGUCUUCAUACUCUCAAUCAACUGAAACAGCUCACAGACAUGCAGAAUGUCGAUAAGCUGCUUGUUGGAGUUGGUGGAGCUGCUGAUAAGAAAAGCAGUGCAUCUAUGGCUAUGUUUUUGGCUGCUAAUGGAGCCGAUCUUCAUGCCCUGAAUAAGAAAAAACAGUCACCACUUGAUUUGUGUCCGGACCCAAAUCUGUGUCGUGCUCUGAAGAGAAGUGCUCAGGGAGUCUCCGAACCUCAUCAAACUGCAGCAAGCCUUGCACCUGUACCACUAAAUGAAGACCUCCAAGAAUGUAUGGUUUGCACUGAUGGCAAACGGGAUACACUGUUUGGACCAUGUGGUCAUGUUGCUUGCUGUUCCACUUGCUCUCCGCGGAUCAAGAAAUGCCUUAUUUGCAAACAGCAAGUUGUAUCGCGAUCAAAGAUUGAAGAAUGCCAUGUUUGCACAGAUAAGAAGUCGUCUGUUUUGUUCAAGCCAUGUGGGCACAUGUGUGCUUGUGACGGCUGUGCAUCACUGAUGAAGAAGUGUGUACAGUGUAGACUUUCUAUCGAGGAAGCAGUGCCGUUUCAUGUAUGCUGUGGCAGUGAAACUUUGUCAGCCGCUCAUGCUAGCUCAGGGCUACUAGACGAGGACAGUGACUACAAAGAUUUGAAGCAGCAAUUGCUAGAUAUCAAAGACCAGACUCAAUGUCCAGUGUGUAUGGAUCGUCGCAAAAAUGUUGUCUUUCUCUGUGGACAUGGCGCAUGUCAAGUGUGUGGUGAUCGUAUGGUCGAGUGUCCCAUUUGUCGGAAGCAGAUCACUCAACGUAUACUCUUGUUCUAAAUUAUUUGCGGAUCAACUAGAUGGCACACUAUGUGCUAACAGAAAGAGAGAGAGAAGUUAUUUGAAAUGUGGAAUUCCAUAGUAUCCCUUUUUUCACUAUACAAGCAGAUGGUGCUGAUCUGCUGGAUCAGACUUAUGUUCUAUAGCAUAACAUAGAGAGCAGUCACUUGCCCCUGUUUCUGUGAUAGGUUUUGUUCAAUUCUAUGUCAGUGAUUGGGUUUUUGUAGUAGGUUACUUCUAGGUAUUUAAUUAAUGAAUUGAGGAUUUGUCAACUGUC